Populus nigra (black poplar) is the source of this 884-nucleotide messenger RNA. RefSeq lists its product as uncharacterized. NCBI's taxonomy places the organism in Eukaryota, Viridiplantae, Streptophyta, Magnoliopsida, Malpighiales, Salicaceae. The record is from RefSeq and is a predicted model, not a curated record. The coding region runs from base 272 to 568 and encodes 98 amino acids. The transcript is spliced from 4 exons.
UGAAGUAACAAAAAAAAAAAAAAAAAACAAGCCGAUAGCAGCGGUCGCCUUCGCGCACGCAUACAGCAACCCAACCAACUACCAGUGUGGACAACAACCAAAGAGGCUGCGCGGAUAGCCGAUAGCAGCAGUCGCCUUCGCACACACAUACCAAUAACCCGAUUCAAUUUUUGAGUUUUUCUUUCCAUUAGGGUUAAGUAAAUAACUCAAUGAUAGCGAAGGUAAGCUAAAAUAGAGAAGGACAGCAGCUCAAGAAUCAAAGACACUUGAAAUGAGUGCAGGUGGUGCAUUUGGUGGAAAUAGAGGAUUGAGACCAGUACCACCAGAAAAGGGCAUCUUCCCCUUGGACCACAUGCAUGAAUGUGACAUGGAGAAGAAAGAUUACCUCAAUUGUCUCAAAUCUUCUGGUCACCAAUCUGAAAAAUGUAGACUUUUCUCCAAAAAGUACCUGGAAUGUCGUAUGGAAAAAAACUUGAUGGCUAAGCAAGACAUGUCAGAACUUGGGUUUGGAAAGGUUUCUGAGAUAGAUGCUCCUGGUGAAAAACCCAAUGAGAGAAUUAAUAACUGAUCUGGAACUAGUGGCUAUACGAUCUGGAACUAAAGGAUGAAGAAGAGGGUAUCACAAAGUUGGAAAAGCUUUUGCGGUUCAAACUGAGUCAAUGGGCAUUUUCAUUUUCUUUUUCAUUUGACUGAUGUACGUUUCAUUAUGAUCAAAGACAGCGAAUGAAGCGAAGAUAUCAAACCGUUACAGGGUUUGAUUCAAACACUUUUAAGGACCUAGACAGGGAUGCAUAAAUUUUUGUAACCAACUGCUGUGUUGAUCAUUAACAGUUUGCUAACAGCUUUUGCUGAUCCUGCGUUAUCUAAACAGGACAUUGGAAUUA